Centruroides sculpturatus (bark scorpion) is the source of this 939-nucleotide messenger RNA. RefSeq lists its product as uncharacterized. Bases 89 to 838 code for a protein of 249 amino acids. Lineage: Eukaryota; Metazoa; Arthropoda; Arachnida; Scorpiones; Buthidae. The record is from RefSeq and is a predicted model, not a curated record. The transcript is spliced from 3 exons.
UUCCAUACCAUGCUCUACUAUCAAGCAGUGAUGUGGAUAGUUAUGAUGAAGUGACACAAAACCUUAACACAAGUGCACGUGUCUUAGGAUGGAAAGAAUUCGAUAUCAAGAAAUGAUAAUAUUGAUAGCAAUAGCUGUUAUCGUAACUCGCGUGUCAAGUGUAAAAAUCACUCGUCUGACUAUGCCAAGAUGGGUAGAAAAUGGUACAGAAGAAUCAGUUGUAUUGGACUGUGAGUACGAUCUGUCGGAUAGUGAUUCUCAUAUUGUCGUCAAAUGGUUCUUAAAUGACGAUCCAGAACCAAUAUACCAAUGGAUACCGGAAUUAAAAGCUCGUUAUGCAUCAUCCAGAAUAAAAGGACGUCUUAACUGGGAUUAUACAGUAUCACCGUCCAACACCUAUACAAAAUAUAGAGCACUCAACAUUAUUCGUCCUACGACUGAACUCAGUGGUAGAUAUUCCUGCCAUGUGAUAUCAUUAACAGAACAAGAUUCCGAGGACCAAGUCAUGAUUGUUUACGCUCCUCCAAAACAUUUUGAAUUUAAUUUUACAAGGCCAUCAAUUGAUUUAACAAAUUUUACUUGUGAAGCUGAAGGAGUUUAUCCACUCCCUCGUUUGUUAUUAUAUAGGAAUACAUUAAAUGACGUCGAUUCUCAAUUAAUAUCGGAUACCAAGAUCAUAUCGAGUAAGAAAAAUGGAGCAUAUACUGCCAAACUGUCACGAAUUAUUAGAGAUCGUGAAUUACGAAACGAUGCUCCUACUGAAUUCGAAUGUGUUCUACUUAUACCGGGAACAAAUUAUAAAAAUCAGAGAAAUAUUGUAUAUUAUCCAGGUAUGUAACGAAUUUAAACCAUUUAUUUUAUACUUAUUUACAUAAAUUACUUAAAUUAUGUGUAAGAAUCUUCUUUUUAAACUCCAUCUCCGCAAGAAUUAUGUUAUAA